Messenger RNA from Pipra filicauda (Wire-tailed manakin), 3926 nucleotides. RefSeq names its product RNA binding motif protein X-linked (gene RBMX). Gene Ontology annotation, biological process: positive regulation of mRNA splicing, via spliceosome. The coding region runs from base 75 to 1253 and encodes 392 amino acids. The transcript is spliced from 10 exons. Lineage: Eukaryota; Metazoa; Chordata; Aves; Passeriformes; Pipridae. Gene Ontology annotation, molecular function: RNA binding. The record is from RefSeq and is a predicted model, not a curated record. Gene Ontology annotation, cellular component: spliceosomal complex.
GGCCGCAGCGCCUUUGUUCGUCCCCAUUGCGCAGUUGCGGCUCGGCGCGGGCGGAGGUCAUUUACAGCAUCAAAAUGGUUGAAGCAGAUCGUCCUGGGAAGCUGUUCAUUGGGGGCUUGAACACAGAGACUAAUGAGAAAGCUCUCGAGGCUGUAUUUGGCAAAUAUGGACGCAUUGUGGAAGUCCUUUUGAUGAAAGAUCGGGAAACCAACAAGUCCAGAGGAUUUGCCUUUGUCACAUUUGAGAGUCCAGCAGAUGCAAAAGAUGCUGCCAGAGAUAUGAAUGGAAAGUCAUUAGAUGGGAAAGCAAUUAAAGUGGAACAAGCAACCAAGCCAUCCUUUGAGAGUGGUGGUAGGCGUGGGCCGCCACCCCCUCCCCGAAGCAGAGGUCCUCCCAGGGGCCUUAGAGGCGGAAGAGGCGGAAGUGGCGCGAGAGGACCACCUUCAAGAGGGAGUCACUUGGGGUCUUCUCGAGGGCCACUUCCCAUGAAGAGAGGUCCACCUCCACGAAGUGGAGGCCCUCCACCUAAAAGAUCGGCACCUUCGGGACCAGUGCGUAGCAGUAGCAUGGGAGGAAGAGAUCUGGACUGCUUCUCUUCAGCUCCUGUGUCACGUGGAAGAGAUGGUUAUGGUGGUCCUCCACGCAGAGAACCAAUGCCAUCACGGAGAGAUGUCUACAUGUCUCCAAGAGAUGAUGGCUAUAGCACUAAAGAUGGUUAUUCAAGCAGAGAUUACCCCAGUUCUAGGGACACACGGGACUACGCACCACCUCCACGAGACUAUGCUUAUCGUGACUAUGGUCAUUCCAGUUCACGUGAUGAAUACCCCUCCAGGGGAUAUAGUCUUUCCUCCUAUAGCGAUCGUGAUGGAUACGGUGGUGGACGUGACAGAGACUACUCGGAUCAUCCAAGUGGAGGCUCCUACAGAGAUUCAUAUGAGAGUUAUGGUAACUCACGUAGUGCUCCACCUGCACGAGGGCCCCCGCCAUCAUAUGGUGGAAGCAGUCGGUAUGAUGAUUACGGCAGCACACGAGAUGGAUAUGGAAGCCGAGAAAGUUACUCAAGCAGCAGAAGUGAUGUCUACUCAAGUGGCCGUGAUCGUGUCGGAAGACAAGACAGGGGUCUCCCCCCCUCCAUGGAAAGGGGCUACCCACCUCCUCGAGAUUCUUACAGUAGUUCAAGCCGCGGAGCACCCAGAGGCGGUGGCCGUGGCGGAAGCAGAUCCGAUAGGGGUGGAGGCAGAAGCAGAUACUAAAAACACUCUUAAACUUUUGGACCAAGACAGAUUACUUCUCAAACGUGGAAGUUGUUCUAUCUUUACUACCAGAGGACUACUAAAACAAAAAGUUGUUUUUAACCUUUUUUUAUUGUUGCCUGUUAAGUUUUCCCCUCCAUGACUUUAUGCUUUUGUGAAGCAAAGUUCAAACAAUGUUUAAUUUCAUUUCAAAAUUGUUAACAUUUCUUUCAGAAAGCAGAUGUUAAAUGUAUAAACUUGAGCUGUGUACUAGUGUUGUAAUUUUCAAAGUAAAGUUUCCCUGAAAUGCCACACUUCCCAUCUGAUUUUCGUCAUGAAUGGAAAAAGCAGUUCUUAAGAUCUUCCACACAACAUCCAGCCAUCUGACAUGGAGAUGGAUUGUUCUACAUGUUCAGCAUCUCAUUCUGAAAGUAUUGCUUGUGAUUUGGAGGGUGGUGGGGAUGAUUCCACACAGUUGUGCCUAGAAUUUGAAGUCACAGUGUUCCCAGUACUAAAUGCCUUCAGAUCCUUGUGUAAAGGAAAAGAGGAUUUCAUUCAGUUAAUCUGAAAAAGCAAGUGGAUAAUACUAUUUUCUGCCUUCCUCCUGUUUCAUAGGGAGUUCAAAAAGAUCUCCCUUCCAAAUAAGUCAUGUACAUGUAAGUCAGCUACAGACUACUGUUUAAAAAACAAACAAACCCCACAAACCAUUGACCAGUUCCAUCAAAGAAGCUGCAAAACGAUGCUUACUCAUACUGUUUCAAAUUUUUGCAACUCUGUAGUGUUUCACUUUUAAAGGAACAUCUUUGAUUCCAAAGGAGAAAAUAAGAUAAGCAAAGAAGUCUUUCUCUCCAACUUCUCAAAGGCUUAUGGCUUCCUAAAAACAAGUGAAUCUUUCAGCAUUCCACAGCUGAUUUAAAGCAUCAAAUGCCUGUGAAACAGCAAAGAUGGUAAGCAAAGCAAACUAGUUUUUCAGUCUAAGUCAAAAUUAAACCAAUUUACCUUCCUCUAGUACAGUAAGACAAGCUGCAUGUCAUGGCAAUGGAAGUGCUGUCUAGAUUUAAAAAAAAAAUACUCCAGUGCGUUAGAAAUUCUCCAAAUUCAACAUUUCUUCUUGGAUAAAAGCAUUUAUGGCACCAAUUUUGAAACUAAAGGUGUAAUGCAGCUCGCUGUAGAAAGAAUAUUGCCACGUAGGGUUGGGAGGGGGUAUUUUGUGCCCAGUAUGUUUCAGUGAAGAUGCUUAAAGAGGCUGCAUAUACAGUAUUCUAGCAAAAUUAAAGCCUUGUGAAAUCAGAAAUGGGUUUAGAUUGACAACCAGCUUGACUAGUGGGAGUUUGAAUCAAGCCAUUGCAAACUUGACAUUUAGUUGGAUACCUGACUCUGUUUAGUUUGACACUGCGUGGCAGGGAUACCCGGUACAUGUGGCAGAACCUGUGGCAAGUUGUUAUGGCUCUGGUAAAGCCAUGAAGUUCAAAAGAUGCUCUUGACUAUAGUAAACAUGAAGACCUCCAACUAAAAAAAAAACAAACCACCAAACCACAAACCCAAAACCUUUGUACUACUGUUUAGUCCUCAGUAAAUUUUGUCAUUCAACUUAUGGAUUUAACAUGGCAGUGCACCACUGAAAAGGAGUGAGAAUCCAUAAGCCAUGCAACUUAUCUCUAAACCAUCCCAGUCCAUUCCAAGCCAGUGAACCUUCCACCACUUAAAGAAGUAGUAAAACUUGCAACAGACUAAUCUGCAAACCCAAGCUUUUGUCAUCUUUUGAAAUGGGGGGAAGCAUUAUAUGUUGACAUGUGCUGUAAAAUGUAUUUUUCUCAGUUUAUUAUAUCUUCUCUUAGUUGCAGGGUGAUAACUUCCAGAAGAUACCACUGGAAUAAUGCUGGUUCACUUGCGAUGAUGGCAGAGAUGAGUGAUGCCUGUGCCAGUGCAUAAGUUACGGUGACUAGAAGGUGGCAGUGCAGCAGUGGAUAUGCGUUGGAAAAUGGAAGGAUAGCAAAACACAACUGCUACAGCCUGGAUUUUGAGUGUGGUGUUGCCCACCAUUGGUUCUAGAGGGUUGUGUUAGCAUUCAGGAGUUGCCUUUGAAAGUAGCACUACUAAUCUCUUGGAUAUACAGAAAAAUUCUGGUGGAAGCCAACUGCUGUGUGCCAUAGCUGACAUCAUCCCAGAGUCCAGAGGGAGCCCACGGGCUGGUCAGCGCACACACGGCAGUACGUUCUGCAGCAGAGAAGUACUCGGGUUCCCUUCGCACGUGUGCUUGCCAUUUAAUGCUGAAAAAAGAGCAAGUUGUACAGAAAUUAGUCUUGGUCCUCUAAAACACAGAGGACUAAAGUGUUACAAGUGCUUCUUCACCAAGAAACCACUAGAAGUUCUAUAUUAUUACAUUAACAGUUCUGUCCAGGCCUUCUGGAUGAGAGGAAGGAGGUGUUGAUGUACUGAGGCAAUGUUAGUGAUAAAUCCCCAGAAUAAUUAGUGUGGUGUAUGUACUCCAGACAGCACUGCAUCCCUUGCAAGUAGGUGCUUUCUUCAAAACUUUGCCUAGGUUUUGAUGUGUUUUUAUCUUGGAUACAUGUUGAUGUACCAGUGUAUGUGAGAAGAAUGAUCGGCACUGGUACUUCACGUAGAAAACUCUUUAACUUCAGAUCAACUGAAGUACUUAAAACAAUCACUGAUAAUAAAGUUUAUACUGACUUU